AGGGCCCGCCAAAUGGGAGGGGGAGACGCAAGAUGGCGGCAGCCGCGAACUCCGGCUCCAGCCUCCCGCUGUUCGACUGCCCGACCUGGGCAGGUAAACCCCCACCUGGUUUACAUCUGGAUGUAGUCAAAGGAGACAAGCUAAUUGAGAAACUGAUUAUUGAUGAGAAGAAGUAUUACUUAUUUGGGAGAAACCCUGAUUUGUGUGACUUUACCAUUGACCACCAGUCUUGCUCUCGGGUCCACGCUGCCUUGGUCUACCACAAGCAUCUGAAGAGAGUUUUCCUAAUAGAUCUCAACAGUACACACGGCACUUUCUUGGGUCACAUUCGGUUGGAACCUCACAAGCCUCAGCAGAUUCCCAUCGAUUCCACAGUCUCGUUUGGCGCAUCCACAAGGGCCUACACUCUACGUGAGAAGCCUCAGACACUGCCAUCAGCUGUGAAGGGAGAUGAGAAGAUGGGUGGAGAGGACGAUGAGCUCAAGGGCUUACUGGGGCUUCCAGAGGAGGAGACUGAGCUUGAUAACCUGACAGAGUUCAACACUGCCCACAACAAGCGGAUUUCCACCCUGACCAUUGAGGAGGGGAAUCUUGACAUUCAGAGACCAAAGAGGAAGAGGAAGAACUCGCGGGUGACUUUCAGUGAGGAUGAUGAGAUCAUCAACCCAGAGGAUGUGGAUCCCUCAGUCGGUCGCUUCCGGAACAUGGUGCAGACUGCAGUGGUCCCAGUCAAGAAGAAGCGGGUGGAAGGCCCUGGCUCCCUGGGCCUGGAGGAGUCGGGGAGCAGGCGCAUGCAGAACUUUGCCUUCAGUGGAGGACUCUAUGGGGGCCUGCCCCCCACGCACAGUGAAGCCGGCUCCCAGCCACACGGCAUCCACGGGACAGCACUCAUCGGGGGCUUGCCCAUGCCAUACCCAAACCUCGCCCCUGACGUGGACUUGACUCCCGUCGUGCCGUCAGCAGUGAACAUGAACCCUGCACCCAACCCUGCGGUCUAUAACCCCGAAGCUGUCAACGAACCCAAGAAGAAGAAAUAUGCAAAAGAGGCUUGGCCGGGCAAGAAGCCCACACCUUCCUUAUUGAUUUGAUAUUUUUGGUCAUGGAGAAGGGUGGGAUUGGGUGGGAAUUGGGUGGAAGGGUGAGGGGGGAGUUAAUGAACUAGGGAGAAAACUUUCCAUGUGUGCGGUCUCGUCUUUCAGAAUGUCUCCUGGGGCCCUAACCAUGUACUAUUAAAGCUGGGGAGUAGCCCAUAAAGACCUGUCUUCAGAACACUUCGAGUGUAGAGCAGUGUUUCAAAUUUCCUGCCAAGUAGGCUGCCCUGGCUCUUUCCCAGGCCUUCCAUGACCUCCUUUUUCUGUUCUCCCUCGUUUUAGGGUCCUUUUGAUUUAAAGUCCUGUACCCUGAGGGGAGAUUCCAGGCCCUCGGGUGGGAUCUUGAGCCAUGGCUCUGGCAGCGGCAUCAGCAGCCUGUGGGUCCGGCAGCUGGAUUUCUGUUGACUUUCCUUGCAAGUCCCAGGUAGCAAAGGGGUUGCCGUGGAUCCCAGGUCGAUCAGAAGGGGAUUUAGAAUUCUUCAGUUAAGCUAAGGUUUCAGCUCAGAAAUGUUUGCCUAGGUCACUGGUUUUGAGGUCCAAUAGUUAGGCUUUUUUCUCUUUUGUCCUUUCUGUUGGAAUGAGAACAUUUUGAUUUUCCUUCAUCUAUGACCAGUGCCAUAGACACAGAUGGGUAGUUAAACUUACAGUAUUGUUGGAUCUUUACCUGUUUCUCUCGUCACACCUGAGUACUCUACUUCCUGAAGUUUCUCGUUUGAUUCCAGAGUACUGUCCUCCACUCGCUAAAGCCUUGCUUUCCUUUUCAAGUGUGUUGUGAAGGUAAUUUUUUAAGGAUAUGACCAGUCAGAGCAGCAAUUCCAUUAAAAAGGAAAAGAUUACUUCGCAAAUAACGGAUGUCUUUAAGAGGACAUUUUUAAAUGUUGGUUCCGCGGCUCUCCCCUCCUUCACUGAGAGCUCUCAUAACCCAGAGCUCCAGGACUGGGCCCAGCUAACAAACCUAGGAGACGAAGGUAGCAAACAGUGAUACGAGCUUUGUACAGAGAUUUGUACAUUUGUGUAAUAGGCCUUUUCACGCUUUAUGUGUAGCUUUUUACCUGUAACCUUUAUUACAUUGUAAAUUAAACGUACCUUUUGUCAUU
Messenger RNA from Neogale vison (American mink), 2188 nucleotides. RefSeq names its product protein phosphatase 1 regulatory subunit 8 (gene PPP1R8). The coding region runs from base 33 to 1088 and encodes 351 amino acids. The record is from RefSeq and is a predicted model, not a curated record. Gene Ontology annotation, molecular function: protein binding; protein serine/threonine phosphatase inhibitor activity; mRNA binding. Gene Ontology annotation, cellular component: nuclear speck. The transcript has 7 exons. NCBI's taxonomy places the organism in Eukaryota, Metazoa, Chordata, Mammalia, Carnivora, Mustelidae.